Messenger RNA from Phyllotreta striolata, 3310 nucleotides. The record is from the annotation of a GenBank genome assembly. NCBI's taxonomy places the organism in Eukaryota, Metazoa, Arthropoda, Insecta, Coleoptera, Chrysomelidae.
CGACGGCCUGCUUGCCGACGCUUCCGGUUUAUUUGAAAACAUGCGGAAAAUCCCGCCUGUUUGCUUGGUUUUAUUUUUCCUGACGCUCGUCGGCGGCAUCAAGAAGAAAACCAUCAAUAUCGGAAUAUUCCUGAAUGAUGAUGAUCAUUAUGAAACAUCCACCAUAGCCCUAACGAGCGUGGUGAGACGAAUAAAUCUCUACACUAAAGUGGAAUAUCUGCUGAGGCCGCACAUAUUCCGUACCCAAAAACACGAAAUAUGGAAAACAGGACAAACGGCCUGCAAUCUACUGCGAAAAGGCGUAGCCGCCAUUUUCGGUCCCGAGCACCCGGAAAUAAACAGCAUGAUCCAAUCCAUAUCGACCAACCUGGAAAUACCGCAAUUCCAGACGUUCUGGAACCCGCUUCAGGCGCCUUUCGUAACCAACCAACAACCGGAGAAACCUUUGCAAAUAUUCAAUUUACACCCGAGCCCUUGGAGCCUUUCCAAAGCACUCGCCACGUUGAUUAGGGAAAACGAUUGGAAAAGCUACGCUAUACUCUACGAAAGCGACGAGGCUCUUUUGAGGCUAGAGCAACCGCUCAAUCAGCUCCAUCCCAACGAUCCUGCGGUGGCCUUUAAGGCCUUAGGAUCGCCCGAAAAUUACAGAGUGGUGUUGAAGGAAGUGAAAAAUUCGGGCGUGUUGCACUUUGUGUUGGAUUGCGAAGUCGAGCGCAUAAUGGACGUGUUAAAAAUAGCCAAAGAACAGAAUUUAAUGACCGAAUUCCACAGUUACAUAUUGACUAAUCUGGACGCGCACACUUUAGAUUGGUCCGAAUUGAAAAAUAUCCGAUCUAACAUCACGGCUCUAAGGAUGAUAGAUCCUGCGGAUCCUCACGUAAAAAACGCCGCCUUAAUUUGGAAUCAAAACAUGAAAUAUGACAUAUUGGAUACCGUUAAAAACGCUGCGAUACAGAAGGAACUGAACCGAACGCGACCGAAACGCAGGACAUACAAUGAUAUUCUACCGAGCAAAUUACUGACGAAAACUAUACUUUUGUACGACGCGCUGAAUCUGUUUAUAUCGAUAUUCUCCGAGCUGGAUUCGAAAUUGAACGUUACUUUGAGACCGUUGAGCUGCGAAUCGAACCUCACCUCCGAACACGGAAGGCUAUUUUCCGAUCUCCUGAUACUGAAACGGAACCACCACUUGCUCCUGCAACCCCUAACGGGCCCCAUUACCCGAUUCGAUACGAUCGGUUACCGCCGAGCCUACAGAUUGCAAAUCGUCGAAUUGGAAGAGGCGAAAUUCCGCGUAACAGGCACUUGGGACUCCUCUGCACCCGACAAACUCAACCUCACCCUCACCCAAGAGGAGAGAGUCACGGAGUUGAAGAAGAAGAUCCAAAAGAGGAACUUCAGGGUGGUUUCCAGAUUGGGCGAUCCGUAUUUGAUGAGGCUGCCGGAUCCGCCGGGCAAGCCACUUUUGGGCAACGACAGGUUCGAAGGCUACGCCGUGGAUUUGGUGUCGGAGAUCUGCAAGCCGCAGCACUUGAAUUGCAGCUACACGUUCGAACUGGUCCCGGACGGGAUGUACGGAAACUUCGAUCCGGUCACCAAGAAAUGGAACGGGAUUAUCAAGGAAUUGUUGGAAUACAGGGCAGAUCUCGGAAUAUGCGAUUUGACUAUCACUUAUGAGAGAAGAAAAGCGGUGGAUUUUACGAAUCCUUUCAUGUAUCUAGGAAUCAGCAUAUUAUUUUCGAAAGCCGUUAAAGCCCCGCCGGAUUUGCUCACCUUCAGCCAUCCGUUGUCGUUCGAAGUCUGGAUAUACAUAGCUACAUCGUAUCUCAUCGUCUCUUUGAUAAUGUUCAUCGUAGCCAGAUUGAAUCCCAACGAUUGGGAGAACCCGCACCCUUGCAACCCCUACCCUUCCGAAAGGGAGAACAUAUGGACGUUCAGGAACUGCUGUUGGUUGACCAUGGGUUCGUUUAUGACGCAGGGAUGCGAUUUGUUACCCAAGGGUAUCUCGACGCGACUGGUGGUAGCGAUGUGGUGGUUCUUCGCUCUGAUAAUGACCGCUUGUUAUACGGCGAAUAUGACGGCAUUUCUGACCAGUUCCCGCAUGGGUUCGACCAUCGAAAGCGCCGAAGACUUGGCCGCUCAGACCAAAAUCAAAUACGGCUGCGUUGAUGGCGGGGCGACUUCGUCCUUCUUCAAGGACACCAAUUUCUCGACGUACCAUCGGAUGUGGGUGCAAAUGGAGUCGGCUGAUCCGAGCGUGUUCGAGAAAUCGAACAAAGACGGCGUGAAGCGGGUGGUUUCCAGUAAGAGAAAGUACGCUUUCGUCAUGGAAAGCUCCAACAUCGAAUACGAAAUGGAGAGGAAUUGCGAUCUGGUGCAAGUCGGGAACCUGUUGGAUUCCAAAGGAUACGGAAUCGCCGUACCUUUCAACGCGCCUUACAGGAAGGCCAUCAACGAGGUCCUGUUGAAGAUGCAGGAAAUGGGGCUCCUUCAAACGCUGAAGGAUAGAUGGUGGAAGGAGAAACACGGGGGUGGUAAAUGCACGAAAGACAAGCAAUCAGACGAUGCGGCUGCUACUGAGAUGGGUUUCGAUAAUGUCGGCGGGGUGUUUGUUGUUCUCGCCAUAGGGGUGGUUUUCUCCCUUAUGAUGGCCGUUUGUGAGUUCCUGUGGAACGUUAGAAAGGUUGCCGUGAGGCAAAAGAUCACUCCUAAGGCAGCGUUGAUUCAAGAAUUGAAAUUCGCAGUGAACAUUUGGGCGAGGCAGAAGACGGUGAACGCGGCGAUUUCGAUGGAAAAAUUCGAUUAGUUUUCUAAAAGAUUUCCUUUAUUGUAACAGCAAAGUAACAAUACUAAAUUGUGCUUUACGAAAUGACGGUUUGCAGGAAUACACUCGCUAAAAUUUAAUAGGUAAAUUUCGUGCUCGUACGGAAUGAGUAUUAAUGUAUAAACGCAAUGGUAUAUCGCGUAAAUUACUUCUCGGAUUGCUCCUUUUUUAUAGUGAAAGCCAACCAACAGGCCAGGACGAUUCCGAUUAUCUGAAAAUAUAAUGUUUUAUAUUAUUUUUCGUUAUAUUCCAUAGACAAACCCACCUCUAUGAAAGCUAUCCCGAUCCCGACGCCUACCAGGACUUUGGCAUUUUGUUCCACUUGCUCCGUUAAAUAGGCGAAACAACCCUUCUGGUACAUGUAAUUCCCCACGCCGUAGUCGGUACAAUACUGCACCGUCUCCUGCUGUUGUUCCUCCGUGCAGCAGGACAACGGGAUGUUCUGGCCUUGCCAAUCGGCCGGACCGUUCACUCCGCAGCAUUUUA